This is a messenger RNA of Owenia fusiformis, 1807 nucleotides long. The record is from the annotation of a GenBank genome assembly. Lineage: Eukaryota; Metazoa; Annelida; Polychaeta; Sabellida; Oweniidae.
UGCAAAUCUGUCAUUGAAGUGGUUAUCAGAUCUGAUAAUCAGUUGAUCGAUUGUUGAAAUAUCAUUGAUCUUUGUAAAUAGAAUUUGCCAAUGUUUCAUUGCUUUUGAUUCCUAUAAUUUGUUAAAAACAAUAAGCACAUGAAUCCAUGACGUAUUUCACAAGAGUCAUCAAAAUUCAAUAUGGACGGACCAAGUGCAUUUGGUGCUGGAAUGACAGGGGGUGCUUUUGAUCCCAUAGCUUUUAUCAAGAAACCUCAGGUCAUACUCAGGCUAGUUAGUUGGUUCUUUGCCAUCAUCAUUUUUGGGUGUAUAUCAAGCCAAGCGUGGCUUUAUGGAAUUUGUCUGUAUGGGGGAGAUGCCAAUGCCUGUAGCUAUGGCUUGGGCAUAGCUGUCAUUGCAUUCCUGAUAUGUAUGGCCUUCAUUGCAAUUGACGCCCUCUAUGAACAUAGCCCCAUAUUUAGCAGUGUGCAAAAUAGGAAAUAUGCUGUUAUAGCAGACAUGGGCACUUCUGCACUCUGGACAUUCCUGUAUUUCGUCUCAUUUUGCUAUCUAACUAAUAAAUGGACGACCUUCGACCGAAGCAUAUAUGAUAGAAUACCAAAGACUGGAGGUUUACCUGGCCAGAGUGGUGUACAGGCAGCCAUAGCUUUUACAUUCUUUUCCAUAGGAACUUUCGGAGGUUUAACCUUUCUGGCUGUACAGCGUUACCGUUCCGGUGCAGCUGAUGCAUUCUCCACAAGUGGCGGACAGAGUGAAUACCAACAAGAUCCAACACAAGGGGGCUUCCAGCCUACCCAGCAACCUUCCCCCUAUUCUUCCUACCCAGGGGAGGGUCAAGCCCAGGAUCCCUACCAGCAGCAGCAACCCCCGUUCCAGGCCCCAGCUGACAACUCCCAGCAAGAGUAUACUCCGCCAACUUACUAGAUUUUAGACUGCAAAACCAAGAGCUUACAUGAGGUUGUUGACUUUCGAUGGUAGUUGAUACAUGGUUACUAUGGAGAUGUGUAACUGCAGACUGUCUCCAACAACAACAACAACAACAACAAUUAUAUGACUGAUAACCCCACUAGUCAAAUGUACCACGAUCUAGGGAAACCAUGGAUUUGUUCACUACCAAGAGAAAUUGAGAAAAAUUAGAACAUAGUUCAUUGUGAAUUUUAGUAGAUUUAGGAUGAUUUUGAUCGCACAUAUAGUACAAAAUGCAUGAUAGUGGUUCGAAACUAAUUGAUAGAAAAUGGAUAUAUAAAAAGCUUGAAUUGUUAAUCAGUUGUGGAGUCUUAACAGCAUGUGGAAGCCAGAUAUGGUGCAUUGAUACAUCUAUAGCAUUACAUGACAACAAGUAUGACUGCGAUCUCACGAACAAUUAUAAAAUUUAUCUGGAGCACGGAAAUAUUGCAAACAUCUUCCACAUUGCCUGAGUGUUGCCAUGGUAACACAUACUGAUUUUGGAAUAGAGAUUACUUCAAAUGGACGCUCGGCUGAUUUGUUUUAUGAUACAAUAUUUGAAUAAUCACAUUAAGAUAACUACUCGAAAAUAUUAUGACAACAUUAUAGCCUUGUAUCAACCUCACUUCAUGGAUAUCUUUCCCCAACAGUGGGAGAAACUGUAUGAAUUGGAUUUCCUUGGUAUAGCCAGGUGUAACACAGGCGAGCCCAUCAUAAUUUAACUGAAACAUUUAUUCAGACAUACUUAAAACUGAAAAUGUGAAAAAUGAAGCUUAAUGUUAGUGUAAUAUUCCAUUAACUGAAAUUUGCCUCGUCUAUUUGAAUUUGCCUCAUCUGUUUGAAUUUGCCUCACCUAUUUUAA